CCGCUCAGCCCAGGCCCCUCGCCGCCUGUCCCGCUGAGCGAGGGGAUGGUGCUGCCGAAGCCUUUAGCGCAGAGCGGGCUGCCCGGGAGAGGCGCAGAGAUCUUGAGGAGUGGGGCGCGGCGGGCCCGUCAGUGGAGUCAUUGAAAAGCCGGAAACUUCAUGACGACGUCCGCAGCCUAAAUAUGGCAGACUUCCUAGAGCCAGAAAGGAUAAUAAACUGGAAGGAAAGAUGCAUGGUUAUGGAAUCUCAACUAAUGAAGUUUCACCUUCAAGCCAGCAAAAUUAGAGAACUGCUUGCAGAGAAGAUGCAGCAACUUGAAAAACAAGUUAUUGAUGCAGAUCAUCAAGCAGAAAAGGCUUUUCAACAGGUGCAGAUUAUGGAGGAGAAACUGAAAGCUGCUAAUGUCCAAACAAGUGAGUCAGAAACACGCUUAUAUAAGAGAUGCCAAGAUCUGGAGAGUCUGGUUCAAGAGAAAGAUGAUGCUAUCCAGAAUCUGGAACAACAGCUUGUAGAGCAGAAGGAAAUCAGAAUACAAGAAGCUAAAAUUAUAGAAGAAAAAGCAGCUAAGAUUAAGGAAUGGGUGACUAUCAAGCUUCAUGAGCUAGAAACAGAGAAUCAGAACCUCCGUGCGAUCAAUCAAAACCAAACUGAAGAGAUUAAGCUGUUGCAGACUAAAUUACAAGAACUUCAGGGAAAGAAGUCUGUUUCUUCGUCACAAAAACCUGGAGAAGGCCAACGACUGAGCAGUUUGACUUUUGGAUGCUUCUUAAACAGAGCAAGAAGUCCUCAACAAGUUCCUAAACCUGAAGAUGCAAACAGUUCUGCCUCAAAACAAGUUGAUCUUAACGAAAACCAUAAAAGUCAAGAGAAUGAAAUUCAAGAAACAUCCCUUGCUGGCCAAAUACCCGGAAAUAAUAGAAAUCUAAAACCAUUGCAACAAAACGCUUGCAUUCCUGAACAAAGAAUGGCAGCAAAGUCGAAAGAUAUAGAUAACAACAUAUCAAAAAAUUCUUGCAUUACAGUAAGUGACUGGAGCUCUGAUGAAGAAGGAAGCAAAGGAAGAUCAAAAUCCAGAUGUGUAUCUACGUUUUCAAGCCACACAUCUGAAGAGGGCACAGGGUACAGCAGAAUAGGGAGUGAAAUGUAUUUGACAGCAUCAGAUGACAGUAGCUCCAUGUUGGAAGAAGAAAGUUUUCAAUCUCAGGGAAAUGUACAUAAACUGUAUUCCUGGCAACAAAAGUCUUCAUGGAAAAAUCAGAACCAUCUAAUUGGAAAGAGCAACUUGGAAUCGUUCAGUGAAAAAAAAAGUCAUGAUAGCUUUUCCGAUGAACUAAAUAAGAGAUUUCAAUCCCACAGGCUAGAUUAUUCAUCCUCUUCUAGUGAAGCAAAUACUCCAAGUCCAAUUUUGACCCCAUCUUUGGCUCCUAAGCAUCCAUCAGUGAUGCUGGCAGCCAGCUCUCAGUCUGACAAACAGCUUGAUUCUCCAUCUAAUCUGCCACCACCCAAACUGAGGACUCCUAGUGCUUUUAUUCUAAGUACAGCGUUGGCAAAAAAACAUUUUAGCCAGCCUUCCUUGUGUUCUGAUAAACUGUUUGGCAAAAACAGGAAUGCUAUAAGCAUGAUACGUCCUUUUAAGCCUCAGGAAACAGACAUUGAUCAGGUAGAUGGAGAUGACACAGAGGUUUUUGAGAAGAUGGAGAUUAGUUGUAAUGAGGAAUCAUUUACUUAUGAUUGCUGUGAAAUGAAAGAUACAGAAACUGUGGAUUUGAGCGAUUCAGGGAAGAUGAUUAACAGUAAACCUCCCACUCCUCCACUACAUCGAUUCCCUUCUUGGGAAAACAGAAUUUAUGCUGUAGCCAAAUCAGGUCUGUGCUUUUCUGAGGUCUUCAACAUGGACUCUUUCAAUAAAAGUUCCUCUUCUUCAUCUUCAUAUUCUUCAUCAGGACUCUACACAUCAUUAAUAUAUAAGAACAUGACUACACCAGUUUAUACCACUCUUAAAGGGAAGGCAACACAAAUCAGUAACAACCCGUUCUUAGAUGACUCAUCUGGAUCUGAAGAAGAUGGUUCCCAGUCCAGUUCACGGACAUCUGAAUCAGACUCUAGAAGCAGAAGUGGUCCUGGUAGCCCACGGGCUAUAAAACGAGGGGUCUCUCUGUCUUCAAUGACUUCAGAAGGUGACUAUGCUAUUCCUCCUGAUGCCUAUUCAACUGAUACAGAUUACUCAGAACCCGAACAAAAAUUACCUAAAACCUGUUCAUCAUCUAGUGAUAAUGGAAAAAAUGAACUGCUAGAGAAAUCUGGAUAUUUGUUAAAAAUGAGUGGUAAAGUAAAAACGUGGAAACGACGAUGGUUUGUACUCAAAGGGGGUGAAUUGCUUUAUUAUAAAUCUCCGAGUGAUGUAAUAAGAAAACCCCAAGGUCAAAUUGAAUUAAGUGCAUCCAGCCAUAUUGUAAGAGGUGAUGGAAAACAAACAGUUCAGCUGACUACAGAAAAACGAACUUAUUACAUGACUGCAGAUUCCCCAAAUAUCUUAGAAGAAUGGAUCAAAGUAUUACAAAAUGUCCUUAAAGUACAAGCUGCAAGCCCACUUUUUAUUCAGCCAGAUGUUAAACCAGCAGUGAAAGGCUUGCUUACUAAGGUGAAACAUGGAUAUUCUAAAACAGUGUGGUGUAUACUAGUUGGGAAAACUUUAUAUUAUUUCCGCAGUCAUGAAGACAAGUUUCCCUUGGGCCAGAUAAAGUUAUUAGAAGCUAAAGUUGAAGAAGUUGAUCGAUCCUGUGAUUCAGAUGAAGAUUAUGAAGCCAGUGGUCGCAGCUUAUUAUCAACACAUUUUACCAUUGUCAUCCAUCCUAAGGAACAAGCACCCACGUAUCUUCUAAUAGGAUCCAAGUAUGAGAAGGAUACUUGGCUUUAUUAUCUCACCAUUGCUGCUGGAAGCACAAAUAUAAAUGUUGGGACAGAAUUUGAACAGCUUGUCUGCAAACUGUUAAAUAUUGAAGGAGAACCCACUUCUCAAAUCUGGAGGCAUCCCACUCUUUGUCAUAGCAAAGAUGGAAUUACUUCUCCUCUUACAACCCUUCCAUCAGAGGCGCUGCAAACAGAAGCCAUAAAAUUAUUCAAGACAUGUCAGUUGUUUAUCAAUGCUGCUGUGGAUUCCCCUGCUAUUGACUACCAUGUGUCUUUGGCUCAAAGUGCAUUGCAAGUCUGUCUCACACAUCCAGAGCUUCAGAAUGAAAUCUGUUGUCAGUUGAUAAAGCAGACAAGAAGACGGCAGCCACCAAAUCAAAUAGGGCCAGUUCAGGCCUGGCAGCUUUUAGCACUCUGUGUUGGACUCUUCCUCCCACAACACCCAUUUCUUUGGGUCAUCAAACUUCAUUUGAAGAAGAAUGCAGAUUCCAGGACUGAAUUUGGAAAAUACGCAAUUUAUUGUCAACGAUGUGUAGAAAGAACACAACAGAAUGGUGACAGAGAAGCCAGACCAUCAAGAAUGGAAAUUCUUUCAACACUUCUAAGAAAUCCCUACCAUCACUCCUUGCCUUUUAGCAUUCCAGUACAUUUCAUGAAUGGCAUAUACCAGGUUGUCGGAUUUGAUGCUUCUACCACUGUUGAAGAAUUUUUGAGCACACUUAAUCAGGAUACAGGAAUGAGAAAACCUGCACAGUCAGGGUUUGCCCUAUUUACUGAUGACCCUUCCGGCAAAGAUAUUGAACAUUGUCUUCAAGGAAACAUCAAAAUCUGUGACAUUAUUUCUAGAUGGGAGCAAGCCUCUAAAGAGCAGCAUCCAGGAAAAUGUGACGGCACAAGAACAGUUAGGCUUACUUACAAAAAUAGGCUCUAUUUUUCAGUACAAAUCCGGGGAGAGACAGAAAGAGAAAAGCUACUCUUAAUGUAUCAGACAAAUGAUCAAAUUAUAAAUGGGUUCUUCCCUGUAAAUAAAGAUCUGGCACUAGAAUUGGCAGCACUUCUGGCCCAGGUGGAAAUAGGAGAUUUUGAAAGACCUUUCUCAACUCCAGCAGGUCAAGUAACUUCCCUGUCAAAAUCUAAUCAAACUUUAAAACAAGUUGUAGAGAAAUUUUACCCCAAAAGAUACAGAGAUAAUUGUUCAGAAGAACAGUUAAGACAGCUUUACCAGAGAUUAUCAACCAAAUGGAUGGCUCUUCGUGGGCAUACUGCUGUAGAUUGUGUGCGUAUUUACCUUGCUGUGGUACGGAAGUGGCCUCUCUUUGGUGCCAAGCUGUUUGCAGCAAAACUUUUGACAGCAUCCACACCAGAGAGUACUUUGAUAUGGCUUGCUGUUUCUGAAAAUGGUAUUAAUAUUCUUGAAUACAACUCCAUGCGGUUAAUAAUGACGUAUUUAUAUAAGAACCUAGUGACCUUUGGAGGUUAUCAAGAAGACUUUAUGCUGGUGAUAAACAACAUAAGUACAGAAGAGAAGCAUACUGAAAAACUCUUGUUUACUUUUGCCAAACCAAAGAUCCUUGAGAUUACUCUACUUAUUGCCAGCUAUAUUAACAAUUUCCAUCAACAGAAGAAGACAGUUCAUGAAUUUUCUGCUCCACAAUCAAGAAAUCCAAAAUCUAAUGAUAUAGAAUGUCAUUCAUUUUUACUGCAAAACAGACCCACCAAAGGACCUACUUUAUUAUGAAAAGUUCAAGUAUCUAUGAAUAUAUGUCGUUUAUAUUAGGUUAUUAUUUUGAAAGGACAGUCUGUUGUAAAUUAGAAAUUAACAAUAUUUCUUGCACAUUUAUUCUUCUGUUAAGCUUGGGACUCUCAGAUAUGAACUAUAAAAAUUCAGAUGUCUCCUGGAUGACAGUAAAAAUAUAGAAGAAUGAUCUUUUUUUGCCUUAGUAGCUGGAUUUUUGCACCCUAGAAGUAAUAGUCCUAUUCAAGGUGAAAGCUGCGGUACAUAAGAAAUUGCAUUUUUCUUCAUAAUUAUUAUAAUAUACAAAGUACAAAAUAAUAUAUAUAGCAUAUAUGGUAAUACAAAUAGAAUUAUUCUGAAUAAACACUGUGAAUUGGGUAACUAAAAAUAAUCAGAAGUUGGAGAAAUAAUAAUGAUCUUUAAAUACAAAGAUUCAUACAAAGCCUCUGCUUUCCUCCUUUUCUUCUAAACUCUUGAGUUUUUUCUAAAUCGCUCCUAGAUUUAAAACUUUGAAAAAUGUGACUGUAUCCACAUAUCAUGCUAAACCAUCUCUUGUAAAAUAUGACAGAAUUCUUGCAAUGAGUAUAGUAAGACCAGGUCAUAGUUUGUUUCUCCUCAUUUAACUGCACUUAUAAUAGAUCUAUGUAGAUAAGUUAAGUGCUUGGCAAGGCAAAAAACAUAUUAGGAAUAACUCAGAUUGUGGGAAGCCUUCCAUGACUCAUAGUUAUAAUGAUUAAGCCAACAGCAAAUAGUUGUUUCAAUCUGUAGUUUACUUCUCUAAAACAAGUUAAUGGUUUAUUCACUGAUCCUACUUGCAAGUAAUUACAUCUUGGAAUGAUAUGUGAAUAUAGUAUAUAUACAAUAACUCAUUUAUAGGGUGAAAGAUGUGUGCUUUCAGUCUUAAUUGAUCUAGACAUAACCUUAUAAACUACUUAUUGAGAAACCUGUUUAGAAUUUAAAUACCUGAUAAAACUUCAUAAAAAUCUUUUCAUUCUGGUACUUUCAAACAGAUCUCUAUCCACCAUUUUUUUUUCUGCUCUAUUUUAUUGGCUUGCAACUCUCAGGAUAGAAAUCUUGCUUUAGGGACAAUAUCUGUUGAUGGUAAUAUAAAAUACUAUUCAAUUGUUACACAUGCAAGUUAGCAAAAUGUUAUAUCAUUUAGUAAUGAACAUAUAUGUAUGAAGGUAUUUUAGGCUUUAAACAGUGUUGCUCAUAAAUUAAUUGAAUUUUUAAGCAAUACUGUUAAACAAAAGACAAUUCUCUCUGAGUAGUAUAAUAUUAGUUAAGAGAACAGGAAUACAUGUACAAUUAUUUACAGUUUAAAUCAGCAAUGUAAAAAAGUACACUUUGAAUUCAAGAUAUCUGAUAAAAAAAAUUUCAAUUCUUGAUUAUUACCAUUCCAUUUUUCAUUUGUGUAGUAGAUAAUCAGAUGAAGAGGUGUAGAGUACGGAAGGGAGAGAUUAUUUUGUUUUCACUAUUAGUAAAUCUUUGCCAAUCUACUUUACUCAUUCGAAAAGCUGGCUGUAGGAUCUACUAGUCAACGUACACCUCGCCAAACUGAUUUAAUUUUGACUCAUAAGGCAAUUCACAGAUCUGUUAUUUAUUUUUUACAAGUUUACAAAACCAUUUAUCACUCUUGUUUAUUAUUUAUUAAAAUAAUUUUGCCCACUUAUAUUCUCAUAUAUAU
This is a messenger RNA of Thamnophis sirtalis, 6333 nucleotides long. It is a transcript of the gene PLEKHH2, whose product is annotated as pleckstrin homology, MyTH4 and FERM domain containing H2. Lineage: Eukaryota; Metazoa; Chordata; Lepidosauria; Squamata; Natricidae. Gene Ontology annotation, cellular component: cytoplasm; cytoskeleton. The record is from RefSeq and is a predicted model, not a curated record. Gene Ontology annotation, molecular function: actin binding. Gene Ontology annotation, biological process: negative regulation of actin filament depolymerization.